CCGAUGUGGAGGUGGAGUUGGAGGAUACGUGCUAUCCCAUCAUGCAAAGGGAAACGCGGUAACGUUCGGCACGCAGCGUGUACGAUCCUGCUGCAGAACUAAGAAAACCCGCAAAAAUAAAUAAUAAGCGUUAAGAAAUAGACGGCAGAAGAAUUUCACAAGUUAGUGAACGAUUUAUCGGGGCGUACAAAUUUGCCUUCUAGUUACUGUCAUUAUUGGACCGAUCAAACGGCGCUUUAAGGAAGAUGUCUUUAGUUUGUGCAAUCUCAAACGAGGUGCCGGAGCGCCCCUGUUUGUCGCCGGUCUCUAACCAGGUGUUUGAGCGCCGGCUCAUUGAGAAGUACAUCGCUGAGAAUGGAGCUGACCCCAUCAACGGCCAACCACUGUCCGAGGAACAGCUCAUCGACAUCAAGGUUUCCCACCCUGUCCGGCCCAAGGCUCCUUCUGCCACCAGCAUUCCUGCCAUCCUCAAAGCCCUGCAGGAUGAGUGGGACGCGGUGAUGCUGCACAGCUUCACUCUGAGGCAGCAGCUCCAGACGACGCGGCAGGAGCUCUCUCACGCCCUGUACCAGCACGACGCCGCCUGCAGGGUCAUCGCCCGCCUCACCAAGGAGGUGACCGCCGCCCGAGAGGCUUUGGCCACCCUGAAGCCCCAGGCUGGGCUGGUUGUGCCCCAGACUGUCCCCGCCUCUCAGCCAGCGGCUGCGGCUGGUGGUGGUGAGCUGAUGGAGGUGAGCGAGCAGGUGGGAAUGACCCCUGAAGUCAUCCAGAAGCUACAAGACAAGGCCACUGUCCUGACCACGGAGAGGAAGAAGAGGGGGAAGACGGUGCCAGAGGAGCUGGUCAGAGCUGAGGACCUCAGCAAGUACCGACAAGUGGCCUCUCAUGCUGGUCUCCACAGUGCCAGUAUUCCUGGGAUCCUCUCUCUGGACCUGUGUCCUUCAGACACCAACAAGGUGCUCACUGGAGGGGCUGAUAAGAACGUGGUGGUGUUCGAUAAGAGGGAGGAGCAGAUCGUCGCCACACUGAAGGGCCACACCAAGAAGGUCACCUCUGUCAUCUACCACCCCUCACAGUCGGUGGUGUUCUCGGCCUCUCCUGACAGCACGAUCCGGGUGUGGUCCGUGGGCGGGGGGAACUGUGUGCAGGUGAUCCGAGCCCACGAGGCGGGGGUCACCGGCCUGUCCCUGCAUGCCACCGGGGACUACCUGCUGAGCGCCUCCGAGGACCAGUACUGGGCCUUCUCUGAUGUCCAGACCGGUCGGGUUCUCACCAAGGUGACAGACGAGGCAGCGAGCUGUGCUCUGACCUGCGCACAGUUCCACCCUGACGGCCUGAUCUUCGGGACGGGCACGGCUGACUCUCAGAUUAAGAUCUGGGACCUGAAGGAGCGCACCAACGUGGCCAACUUCCCCGGCCACUCCGGGCCCGUGACCGCCAUCGCCUUCUCCGAGAACGGGUACUACCUGGCCACAGGUGCUCAGGAUUACUCCCUGAAGCUGUGGGAUCUGAGAAAACUAAAGAAUUUCAAAACCAUCACUCUGGACAGCAGCUAUGAGGUGAAGUCGCUGGUGUUUGAUCAGAGUGGGACGUACCUGGCUGUGGGGGGCUCAGACAUCCGGGUGUACAUCUGCAAGCAGUGGUCCGAGGUCCUCAACUUCACCGAGCACUCGGGGCUGGUGACGGGCGUGGCCUUCGGGGAGCACGCUCAGUUCCUCACCUCCACUGGGAUGGACCGCAGCCUGAAGUUCUACAGCCUGUAGGGGCAGGCCACACCCCCAUGCCGAGAGGGAGCUGCGAUUGGCUGGCGUUGGAGCUGCAGAUCUGAUGUACUGAAGCAGCACACAUUUAGAACUGAGACGCAGUACACAAUACAUAUACACAACAGAACGUGUGUAUAGACACUCACACACGCAUGCCCACACACACAGAACAAAUGAACUCACUUGGACUCACUUUUACUCCUAGAGCAAUGUUUCCUGACUCCAGUCCUCGGGAGCCAGGUGUUUUUUUGUUGUCACCAGGAACUCUCACACCUGAUUUCAGGACAUUUUUGGUGGUCAUUAAAUGCGGUGUGCAAGUUCUUGAUUACAACAAAAACCUUCUGGCAGGUGGGUCCCAAGGUCUGGAGUUGAGACACUGCUUCAGGUCUGUGUGUGUGUCUGUCUGUGUGUGAGUGUUCAGAUCUCGGUCUCUUAAUCUUCACUGCAUCAUGUAUUUCCUUCUCUCUCCCUUCAACUUUCUUAAUCCUUCCUUACUUUUUGCUCUUUAUUAGUCUUGAUAAGUUUGACUUUUUUUUUUUUUUUUUUUUUUGGAAAUUGUUUUUUUUUACAGACAUUGUUAGUUUUCAUUUUAUAUUUUUAUGUUUGACAUCACCCUGCUUGUUCAGCCCCUCUCUAUGAAUGUUUAAAUUUUCAGUUUUUGCAUAAUUAGUUAUCUCCGAGUGAGAUUUGUAUCCCUUGUGUAGAUGGGAUUUAAUUGACUUAGGCUCUCCAAUAAAGAUGUGAUUGAAACCCAA
This is a messenger RNA of Conger conger (European conger), 2518 nucleotides long. RefSeq names its product pre-mRNA processing factor 19 (gene prpf19). The transcript is spliced from 16 exons. The record is from RefSeq and is a predicted model, not a curated record. NCBI's taxonomy places the organism in Eukaryota, Metazoa, Chordata, Actinopteri, Anguilliformes, Congridae. Gene Ontology annotation, biological process: mRNA splicing, via spliceosome; protein ubiquitination; DNA repair. Bases 246 to 1763 code for a protein of 505 amino acids. Gene Ontology annotation, molecular function: ubiquitin protein ligase activity; protein binding. Gene Ontology annotation, cellular component: U2-type catalytic step 1 spliceosome; Prp19 complex; cytoplasm.